Molecule: messenger RNA, 2382 nt
Organism: Girardinichthys multiradiatus
Lineage: Eukaryota; Metazoa; Chordata; Actinopteri; Cyprinodontiformes; Goodeidae
Product: tripartite motif-containing protein 16-like
Exons: 1
Coding region: 16-1761 (581 amino acids)
Molecular function (GO): protein binding; zinc ion binding
Source: RefSeq, a predicted model, not a curated record
UAACUGAGAGGAGAAAUGGAGCAGAAUCAGCUGGACCGAGAAACCUUCUCCUGUUCGAUCUGUCUGGAUAAACUGAAGGAUCCAGUGACUAUUCCCUGUGGACACAGUUACUGUAUGAACUGUAUUAAAACACACUGGAAUGAAGAGGAUCAGAAAGGAAUCCACAGCUGUCCUCAGUGCAGGAAACCUUUCAUACCGAGGCCUGUCGUGGAGAAGAACACCAUCCUAGCAGCUUUAGUGGAGCAGCUGAAGAAGACUGGACUCCAACCUUCUCUUGCUGAUCACUGCUAUGCUGGACCUGAAGAUGUGGCCUGUGAUUUCUGUACUGGAAGAAAACUGAAAGCCAUCAAGUCCUGUUUAUUCUGUCUGGCCUCUUACUGUGAGAAACAUCUUCAGCCUCAUUAUGAUUCAGCUACAUUUAAGAAACACAAGCUGGUGGAGCCCUCCAAGAACCUCCAGGAGAACAUCUGCUCUCGUCAUGAUGAGGUGAUGAAUAUGUUUUGCCGUACUGAUCAGAAAUGUAUCUGUAGUCUCUGUUUAUUGAAUGAACAUCAACAUCACGACACAGUCUCAGCUGCAGCAGAAAGGACUGAGAGGCAGAGAGAGCUGGAGGUGAGACGAGAAGAAAUCCAGCAGAGAAUCCAGGACAGAGAGAAAGAUGUGAAGCUGCUUCAACAGGAGGUGGAGGCCAUCAAUCACUCUGCUGAUAAAACAGUGGAGGACAGUGAGAAGAUCUUCACUGAGCUGAUCCGUCUCAUCCAGAAAAGAAGCUCUGAUGUGAAGCAGCAGAUCAGAUCCCAGCAGGAAACUGAAGUGAGUCGAGUCAAAGAGCUUCAGGAGAAGCUGGAGCAGGAGAUCACUGAGCUGAAGAGGAAAGAUGCUGAGCUGAAGCAGCUCUCAAACACAGAGGAUCACAACCAGUUUCUCCACAACUACCCCUCACUGUCAGCACUCAGUGAGUCUACACACUCAUCCAGCAUCAAUAUCCGUCCUCUGAGAUACUUUGAGGAUGUGACAGCAGCUGUGUCAGAGCUCAGAGAGUUCGACCAACCCUCCAGCAUCGAUAUCCUUCCUCCGGUCUUUAAGAAUGUGAUAGCAGCUGUGUCGGAGCUCAGAGAUAAACUACAGGACAUCCUGAGAGACACAUGGACAAACAUCUCACUGACCCUCACUGAGGGGGAUGAUCUAGAGUCAGAACCAGAACCAAAGAGCAGAGCGGGAUUCUUAAAAUAUUCAUGUGAAAUCACACUGGAUCCAAACACAGCAAACACAUGGCUGUUACUAUCAGAGGAGAACAGGAAGGUGACAAUGAUAAAUCAAUAUCAGUCUUAUUCUAGUCAUCCAGACAGAUUCACUGAUUAUUUCCAGGUUCUGAGUAGAGAGAGUCUGACUGGACGUUGUUACUGGGAGGUGGAGUGGAGAUGGAGAGGAGUUUCUGUAGCAGUCGCAUACAAGAACAUCAGCAGAGCAGGAAGAGGUAGUGAAUGUGGAUUUGGAUGUAAUGACGAAUCUUGGGCAUUAAAUUGUUCCCAAGACGGUUAUAGUUUUGGUCACAACAACAUCUGGACCUCCAUCUCAGGUCCUGGUUCCUCCAGAGUAGGAGUGUACCUGGAUCACAGAGCAGGUCUUCUGUCCUUCUACAGCGUCUCUGAAACCAUGACUCUCCUCCACAGAGUCCAGACCACAUUCACUCAGCCGCUACAUGCUGGAGUUCUGGUUAACUGGCCUGGAGACUGUGCAGAGUUCUGUAAACCCAAAUAGACAGAAUCCACUGAAGGUUCAAUGAGUUUGAUUCUGAUUUUUAAUUCUCCAACAGAUUUUUUCUUGAUCAUUGUUGUUUUAUGUCUAAACUGCACAGAAAACAAUAGUCAGAGAUUGUCAGCACUUGUUUUUCUUCAGAUUUGAUGUUCUGGUUCUGUUGAAUUUGUUCAUUUCUCAUCAUUCUUCUCUAAAACAGCUGAUCAGAACCAGAAUAUUUGCUGUUUUUCCCUUCUUGUUGCUUUUAGCAGCAAAGACUGUGAACUCAGUAAUAAAAUGACAAAUGAUUCCCAGGUUGAAGAAGUGAAACCAGUUCUUUGAUCACCUUCUUGUUUGAACACAUUUUGUUGAGUCCUGACUCACAGGAGACAACAGAUAUUGUCUCAUUGUGGACUUGAGCUGAUUUCAUGUCUUGUUGAUUUUUAGGAGGAGAAACUUCACAAUAAAGCUGUCAUGUUUCUUCACUGUUUAACUCUGUUGGUGAUGGCAUACUGCCCCCUACAGGAAGGUUGUGUUGUUACAUGACAUGGAGUCCAGGAAGUGUUUAUUAUUGCUUCAUUAUUAUUAGUUAUAUAGAAUAAAUCUGUGUUUUUAAUCACUGUAAAUAAAGUUAUUGUUUGAUUA